Molecule: messenger RNA, 408 nt
Organism: Oppiella nova
Lineage: Eukaryota; Metazoa; Arthropoda; Arachnida; Sarcoptiformes; Oppiidae
Source: the annotation of a GenBank genome assembly
AUGUCAAACCUGGCGGCGCCUCCGUAUAUCCUUGCGAUCACUAAAUUGGAUAUUUUGGAUGAGUUCGAGGAAAUCAAAGUAGCCGUCAGUUAUGAGUUGGACGGCAAGACAUAUACGGAGGCGCCGCCAGCAAAUGCCGCGGAUAUGGCGAGAGUUAAAGUGAAUUACGAGACUUUUAAGGGAUGGCAGACAUGUAUAGCCAAAGUCCGCAAAUUUGGUGAUUUGCCGAAGAAUGCUCAGGACUAUGUGCGAGCUGUCGAACGCUUAGUGAAUGUGCCGGUCAAAUGGGUUGGUGUGGGCCCUAAACGCGAGGCUAUUAUUACGCUGUUUUAAACACUUUUAUCUCUGUAUUGACUCUGUAUUUAAUUUAUAAGAAUUUGUAAGAAUAUUUAAACUUUAAAUUUGAAC